CCGCUAAUGUUGUCUGUGUACGGCGCAUACGGCUUACCACUAGAACUGCAGUACGAUCCGACGCUACUAUGCCUGCUGGCGCGGGGCUGGUCAGUCGUGAAAGUACAUGCGCGGGGAGGCGGCGAGCUGGGUCGCCGUUGGCACAGCGCCGGCUGUCGCCGCCACAAGAGGGCGGCUGUGGAGGAUUGCCUUGCAGCGCUGCGGGUCCUUACUACCGCCCCAGCCGCCUUCUCCUCCUCCAUGUGCCGGUCGCCGUCCCAGUCCGCCGCUUUCCCAGGUGGCGUCGUCCUGGGUGCCGUGCUUAACACUGCUCCUGAGCUCUUCGGUGCUGCCGUCCUGCGGUGCGCCUUCCUGGAGCUUCUGGGCAGUUGCAGCGAUACCGGGCAACCGCUAACCGCACACGAGUGGGACGAGUGGGGUCAUCCUGACGACCCACGGGACUGGGUCGCGGCUGGGAAGCUCUGUCCGUAUCACAAUCUG
Molecule: messenger RNA, 480 nt
Organism: Volvox carteri f. nagariensis
Lineage: Eukaryota; Viridiplantae; Chlorophyta; Chlorophyceae; Chlamydomonadales; Volvocaceae
Exons: 3
Biological process (GO): proteolysis
Molecular function (GO): serine-type endopeptidase activity
Source: RefSeq, a predicted model, not a curated record